AGGGUUGAUAGGUCAGUAGGCGGGACUGUCUGUUAGAAAGUAAGAGUGAGGACUGGAGCGGCAGACACCAGCCAGCCACCAUGACGACCAGUCGGCUGCCUCUCCUCAUCUUCUGCCUCGCCUUUGGUGUGGGCGCAGGCCAGGACUUCGAGUGCCCAUCACCAGACGGACAGUUCGCUACUGACCAAAGCUGCAGAAUUUUCUACCAGUGCGUGGGUAACUUUGCCUUUAGGCGACAAUGUCCGGAAGGUUCCCUCUAUGAUGGCAGUAAGCAUAAUUGUGAGAGCGUACAUGACCCUACCGUCAAGUGUGGCCCACAGCCAAUUGUUGAGACCACGCCCGCGCCCCCCGACCCUUUCAAGGCCUCCCCAUGUGACCCCAUCGAAUGCCUCCUGCCGUAUUGCCACUGUUCCUUCGAAGGCAAGGAAAUUCCAGGCCGACUCAAACCAGAAACGACGCCCCAGAUGAUCAUGAUGACGUUCGACGGCGCCAUCAACGACCUCAAUUUCAACACGUACAGCGAAAUUUUCCUGGACAACCGCACCAAUCCCAACGGUUGCCCCAUCCGCAGCACCUUCUUCGUCGCCCACGAGUACACCAACUACCAGCUGGUUGAAGAUUUCUACAGCAGGGGACACGAGAUCGCUGUCGGUACCGUCAGUCGUAGGGCGGGGUUGGAAGACGAAGGGGAAGAUACGUGGAUUGGGGAGACAGUCACCAUGAAGGAGAUCCUCCAGAACUUCGCUGGCAUUAGAGCCGUGGAUAUCAAGGGUGUGCGUGGACCCCACCUUAAGCCCGGCAGGGAAGCCCAGUAUGAGGUGCUAAGUGCUUACGGUUUUACCUGGGAUUCUACCAUCAAUAAUCCACCUUCAACUGAGGCGGUGUGGCCAUACUCCCUCGAAUAUGCCAUCCCGCAUGAGUGCCGCGCCGGAACCUGCCCUACCAGGUCCUUCCCAGGUAUAUGGGAGAUGCCCAUGAACUCACACUUUAGGGACUUCCAUUAUCAGGGUGGAUUCUGCCCUUACUUGGACCAGUGCGCCCUUAGCUAUCAAAAUGAACCUGAUGUAUUGGAAUGGCUCGUCCAGGACUUCAAUCGCCAUUACCUGGCCAAUAGGGCACCUUACAUGAUGUCUCUCACCACCAACUGGUUCCAGACCCCAGAAUUGAAAAAUGCCAUCCAUGCCUUCAUCGAUUACACCAUGCAAUUUGAAGAUGUGUAUUACACCACUGUAACGGAGGCAUUGCAAUGGGUCACGACACCUCAGAAGCUCAACGACAUCCCCCGCUUCCAGCCAUGGGACUGCAAGCAGAAGUUCCUCCCUGACCCACCCUGUCCCAACCCCAAAAGUUGCAAGCUUUCUCUGACACCCAAGUUUGACAACAGAACUACGGCACCCCAUGGCUCCAGGUACAUGGUGACGUGCUAUACGUGUCCUACUGUGUACCCAUGGGUGUGGGAUGCUACAGGUUUGGGAUUUGACAAGGACACCUAUCUUCAGUAUUCCAAUGACCAGGCUGACUUGGCAGACCUGGACUCCACCACAGCCUAAUCAUUUGUGAAAUUCUAAACUGUGUGCAUUAUGCCCCAUACAUAUAAUUACAAACUAAAAAUCUGAAUUAUCAAUAUUCCUUUAAUGGUUGAUUAUAAUGAUGAAAUAACAAAUUUUUUUACCUAUACUGUAUAACAAUUUACCAAUGUAACAAUAUUCAGACAAAAGGGUAAAUAAAUCACACCCAAAUCCUUUAUUUAUCUGUGAGGAGAAACUAAAGAAUACAGUCAUGGUUUUGACCCAAAGAAUAUCCAUAAAGUUAAUGAUUUUUUUUGUACAGUACAAUAUGUAGAAAAAUGCAUUGUGCAGAAAUGUUAUCCAUGGUACAGGUAUACCAUAUAAAUGUAUCAAAUACUGUACUGGACAUACACAUAUAAUCAAUGGGGAAAUUAUCAAUACACUGCAGUAGUAUUAAUGAACAGUACCUGUGUAUUUUACUUUAAAUAAAUAAAACUGUUUAAUUUUAAGUAUGCUCUGUGAAUCUGUAUUGAGCAUGAAAAUGGCUUUUACUGUCAUACCAAUAUUGUAUUUCAAAACUGAUGAAAAAAGUUUGAAUUUGAAAUACCCUUUACUGUAUGCUGGUGGGCUGAACCAUCUUGAAGCAGUCACACACUGCACAGUAUAGAGAAAUAUUAUGUUAGUUAGGCCCUAUUGAAUGAUUAAGGAAUUUGGGGAGUCACUUAGUAAUUCACACAUCUCAUUCUGUGUUAACUGAACCAGUGGAACUUACCUAUUAGGUAAGCUUGCUCAUUUUAUCCAAUUUUAAUUUCUAUGUAUGAAAUGACUUGAUAAUUAUUACAAGUAAACCUCCAAUUAUA
Messenger RNA from Homarus americanus (American lobster), 2368 nucleotides. Its product is annotated as chitin deacetylase 1-like. The record is from RefSeq and is a predicted model, not a curated record. The transcript is spliced from 11 exons. Gene Ontology annotation, cellular component: extracellular region. The coding region runs from base 81 to 1550 and encodes 489 amino acids. Gene Ontology annotation, biological process: carbohydrate metabolic process. NCBI's taxonomy places the organism in Eukaryota, Metazoa, Arthropoda, Malacostraca, Decapoda, Nephropidae. Gene Ontology annotation, molecular function: chitin binding.